AUGUGUAAAUUGGUGCCGAACGAGCUUUUACGAUUUGUGCCGCCGCCGACGUUUCACAGCCCUGCUCCCGCACCAGCACCAUGCUGUCCACCACCAGCUCCUCCACCUGCUCCAUGCUGUCCACCUCCGUGCCCAUCUCCAUGCCCACCACCUCCUCCACCACCACCACCACCAUGCGGAGGUGGUGGUGGCGGAUGUGGAGGCGGAGGCGGAGGCGGCGGUGGCUCUUACCCAGUGGCUCCUCCAUCAUACGCAGCUCCUCCUCCUCCAUCAUAUCCUGCUCCUCCAGUUUACUCAGCUCCACCCCCACCACCACCACCACCACCACCACCA
Messenger RNA from Strongylus vulgaris, 333 nucleotides. The record is from the annotation of a GenBank genome assembly. NCBI's taxonomy places the organism in Eukaryota, Metazoa, Nematoda, Chromadorea, Rhabditida, Strongylidae.